CAGAGAGAGAGAGAGAGAGAGAGAGAGAGUCGGCGCUGAAGACAGACGGACAGAAGCAGUGUGUGUGUGUGUGUGUUUAUGUAGAAGACAGAUGUGGACUUCAGGAGCACCGAUGGGAUGUGAGUGAAGAUCAAACAAGUUCAAGAGGAAAACCACCACUUUAAAUCUGCUCUGACGGCAAACAACUAAAUACAGAGAUACUUGAGGCGAUGUAUGACAAGAGUUCAACUCUACCAAAGGACUAUUGAGGGUAAACAAGUGCAUGCUUGCACUUAAAAAAACAACAACAACUUUAGGCUCGAAACACUUUGAUAUCCACGUGGAGACGUUUGGAAGUUAACUAUGUCUUUUGCGAUGGUGCGACCGGCUCCUAGCCGUUACCUUUACUCUGAGAUCUCCAUGAUGUCAGAGGACGAUGAAAACGGCAGCGAAAGUUCAGGCUCCGACGACCGCUCGUUUUGCUUAGACGGCUCGGGGUACGAUUUGAAAGUUGGAGGGAAAAAGAGGAAACCCAGCGCUGGGCGACUAGUAGAACUGCCACCCAUUUCCAUCGCCACCACAGGUUUGAUGAUACCCGAGGGCCGGCAACGCAACGCGGCCAACGCGCGGGAGCGAGACCGUACCAACAGCGUCAACACCGCCUUUACGGCAUUGAGGACUCUUAUACCCACAGAACCCGCCGACCGGAAACUCUCCAAGAUCGAGACCCUGAGAUUGGCGUCCAGUUACAUCUCUCACCUGGGAAACGUGCUGCUGGUCGGGGAAGGCUGCGGGGACGGACAACCGUGCCACAGCGGAGGACCUUCCACUUCAAACUACUACCAUCAUCACAGUUCUCCCAGCCGGGACUCGGAGAACGCACAGCCCAAACAGAUCUGUACGUUCUGCCUCAGCAAUCAGAGGAAACUGGGCAAAGACAGAGAGAGAAAAUCGGCCCUGAGGAGUUAAAGCACGACGCAAACGGAUUUACCAAACAUCAACGCCAAGCAUUUACAAAAACUGUGUGUGUGUAUAUAUGCAAAUAUCAAUACAUAUUUAAUUAUUUGUAUGUCGCCUUUGGACUGGACCGAACGUUUUAUUGGUGGAAAAAAGUACAACUGGAAAAAGCGAAAGCUUGACUUACAAGAGCUGAACGUUUUGCCACAAACCUCCAAUUUCCAGCUCUUCUGCACAACAACUCAGUAAAGAUACAGCAAACGCUUCUGUCCGACUACAGGAAGCUAUUCGCCAAAGACUAUCCAAAGAAACGUUUACAAAUGAUCAUGGUGAUACGGACACAAAUUUUGCAGAGCAAAACGUGGAAUUUGUGGUGGAGCAUCUGGGCAUUUUUAGAAUCAGAGGGACAUCGAAGGCACAAGUGGACUCAAUUUGACACAAUCACAUUAUUUCCUACGAAUUUGCUUAAGUCAAAAACAAGACACUUAGCCUGACUAUGAAAUGACAAUAUGUUUAAUAAAUGCUGUAUAUUGUAUGUCUAAUAUGGCAAAUUACAUAUAUUCAUUGUUGGUUAAAUUAAAAAAACGAAAUAAAAAACUAAAUGUCGAACAAAUGGAAAGAAUUAAUUUUAAAAGUUCAAAUUUUACUUUUUGGCCUGACUCACAUCAUCUCUCACAAAGACUUUAAAAGUUUGGACAUGUCUGCAUGCAUCUGGCUGGCCUGUAAUUUAGGCCAACACCUCAUUACAGCUACAAAAACACAAGUCGGCCAAAUAAAGAUCAAAAUAUCUCUGUAUAACAUCUUACAUUGGGGGUCCAAUAACCAGAACCAUUUCAUUUCACAUUCUCCUGAUUAGAAUCUAGACACAACCUCACCCUUCUUAAAGUUCAGGAAAAUAAAAAUCUCUACACAUACUGCUGAUAUUAUCUCACCUUCAGAAAGCAGAACAGACAUCUGACACAUUUACUCUUACAAUAACUGAUAUAUA
Messenger RNA from Paramisgurnus dabryanus, 1924 nucleotides. It is a transcript of the gene scxa, whose product is annotated as scleraxis bHLH transcription factor a. Gene Ontology annotation, biological process: developmental process; regulation of transcription by RNA polymerase II. NCBI's taxonomy places the organism in Eukaryota, Metazoa, Chordata, Actinopteri, Cypriniformes, Cobitidae. The record is from RefSeq and is a predicted model, not a curated record. Gene Ontology annotation, molecular function: protein dimerization activity; RNA polymerase II transcription regulatory region sequence-specific DNA binding; DNA-binding transcription factor activity, RNA polymerase II-specific.